UUUGUAAAUAAAAAGAGUUGAUCGUUUGUAUUGUUACUUGUGUGGCAAUUAAUUGACAAUUCAUUCAAUGUGAUUAAAUAAUUUCACCUAAAUUCUUACAAUUCGUCUUCAGUUCAAUCAUAUCAAUGAUCAUUAUGAUUGAUUAAAACGACAGUAAUCUAACAAUAAUUAACAAUUAAUCUUCCAAGUUUAACCUUUCUCUCAAUCGAUCUCAAUGUUUACUUAAUGCUUUGGAAGGUCAAAUUAUCUUAAUUGUUAUCGUUUUUAUUUUAUUUCAAUCAAUAAUUGUGAUUUUUUCUUUAAUUGAAUCACAAUCACAACCAGUUUAAUUGUUUGUACUUAAAAAAUUAGAACAUAAUUAUUAGAAAAAGUCUCAUUUUAUUGUUUCUGCUUUUUUUGUAAAUUCUUUGGGUCUACAAUAUUGGAAAUCGUUAAAUCAUCAUUUUAAUCAAUCAAAUUGGGAGCAAUUGAUUGAGCAUCAUCAUCAACGAUUUAUAAUCAUCAUCAUGUUUUGUGGUGUUGAUCUGUUACUUUUUUGUUGGAUAAUCGCUGGUUAACCGUUAAUACUUAUUUUCCAUUCUUUAACCUCAAUCAACUACGAGAAUAUAAAUUUGAUUUACCAAUUUAAACUCUCCAACGAUUAUCCAUCAAUAGGAAGUUUAUUUUUGCUAUUUGUUAUUAAUCAUCUGUGACAAUCAACAAAUCGUCAUCACAAUGAGUAAAGGAGCUUUCGAAGAUGUUGAAUUGGGUGAUCCAAGUUUCCAUCGUCUAAGUUUCGUGCCCAAUUUAAUUGCAAUUAAAACCAUGUACGGAGUGAUUAAAGUUUCCAAGGAAGGAGCUGAUCUUUCACCUAAGAAAUCAGUAAUUAUCACUUAUCAUGAUAUUGGUCUUAAUGGUACAUCAAGUUUCAGAACUUUUUUCAAUUAUCAGGACAUUCAAUCCAUUCUAUCCAAAUUUACUGUUAUUCACAUAAAUGCUCCUGGUCAAGAGGAUAAAUCACCUCGAUUAAGCGAUGAAUUUAAUUAUCCAACUAUGGAUCACAUGGCUGAUCAAAUUGGUGCUAUUUGUAAGCACUUCGAGAUAAGUCACUUCAUCGGAUUGGGAGUCGGUGCUGGAGCCAAUAUUUUAUCUCGAUUCGCUAUUCGUUAUCCCGACUUCGUUGAUGGCCUGUUCCUGAUCGAUUGUACUUCUACCGUGGCCUCUUGGUCCGAAUGGGGUUAUCAAAAUUUGAAUAUUCAUUACCUUAAAAAUUUGGACACUUCAGGCCUUGGGUCACUGGCACCAGCCGCUGUCACCGAGUAUCUUUUAUGGCACCAUUUUGGUGUCAUUGAUGAGGAUCGAAAUCAAGAUUUGAUUUUUCAACUUCGAUCUUAUUUCUCAGAGAAAAACAUUCAUCCUCAUAAUUUGGCUCUUUUCAUUGGUUCCUAUUUAGCACGUUCAGAUCUUGGCUUGGUCAGAGGGUCACCCAGUCAAAAUUUCCGAUGUCCAGCCCUUCUGAUGACCAGUUACCAUUCACCUCAUAUAGAGGAUACGAUUUACAUGAAUUCCCGUUUGAAUCCUGAAUCAUCCCAAUGGAUGAAAUUAUCUGAUUGUGGUAUGCCGUUGGAAGAACAGCCUGGAAAAGUGGCCGAAGCCUUUCGUCUUUUCGUCCAAGGACUUGGUUACAGCCUUAAAGCUAACUAAUUAAUUAAUUCACGAUAUUAACCGAAUCCAGCCUUCGAAAAUUUAACAAUCAAAACCUCUCAUCUCAAAUUAAAACUAAGACAAUCAUCAUUUAACUAUCAA
Messenger RNA from Panonychus citri (citrus red mite), 1785 nucleotides. RefSeq names its product protein NDRG3-like. The transcript is spliced from 2 exons. Bases 715 to 1683 code for a protein of 322 amino acids. Gene Ontology annotation, biological process: signal transduction. Gene Ontology annotation, cellular component: cytoplasm. The record is from RefSeq and is a predicted model, not a curated record. NCBI's taxonomy places the organism in Eukaryota, Metazoa, Arthropoda, Arachnida, Trombidiformes, Tetranychidae.